GUUGUGCAUUGUAUCGCCCCAAAUCAUUCCGUGUCUGGCCCUCUACUUUUUCUCUUCUGGCACGCCCUCCCAGCGGCGAGAAAGGACUUCGCUGUUCACCAACAUUACGAUUGAGCUUAACUGCAGCAAGUCCAGUCUAAAUGUUGUCGACUCAAUCCGCGGCCCAGUCUCUGUCCAUCAUGUCAGAUUCUGAUAUCUCUCGCCAGAUUACCGGCCUCAUCGAGGUCACAGAAGGCAUCGUCGAGGCGUAUAACCCGAUCAAAGACCUCUGUGGAUUGCCCAAAGCCUUCCGGGAAGUGAACAAUCUACUUCCUUUCGUCCAGCAAAUCCUUCGAGAUGCAAAGGCUCCGACGAAGAAAUCCCUGUCCACCAACGAAUUUAAGGCGCUGAAGACUAUUGUGUCUAGCUGUGCUGAGAAGGCUGACAAGCUGCUGGAGAUCUUCAAAAAGAUGGCGAAGAAGACAGAUGGCCAAUACAGCUCUACCGUGUACCGGGCAAUCGUUCUUAAUCAAGGCAAGCAUCGCGUCGAGACGCUGAUGGACGGUAUUUUGCGGGGUCUAGAAGCCCUUGUUAGGAGCCACAUAUUUCCGGUGGAAAUCCAGAGGCAGGUCAAGCCGUUGGAGGAUGCUCGAGCGGAGCUGGCGAAAGUGUCUCCAUCAUUGACUGACUCUGAUCUGGCCGAGCAGCCCGGUACUGCCAACCAGUAUGGAGAUAAAUGUCGCCAGUAUAACGUGUUCGGGGAAGGCACACAAAGAAUCGCGGAUGGUCACUAUUUUGAGGCAAAGGGAAAUCAGACUUUCGGUAUGAUGCCGCCUCUGGGCUCUAUUAGCAGCUCUGGAAUUACCUCAACUUAACGGGAUUCGUUGCUGUCCCAGAAUCGUUUUUCUCGAACCCUUGACAUUGGGUUUAUACAAACUUUACGUUUGGAACAAGCUUGUACGUUCGUUAGUGCGUUAUGGGGAAUAGUCCCUAGCGACCCCCACGGUGCCAGCGCUGUGCGACUUGUUCACCGCGUUGCUUCCGGUCAUUCUCGCAGUCGAUAGAGGAGGUAUCCGAGGCGUGAUAGCCCUGCAAAAUAUGUUGGGCUUUGACAUAUUUUUGUUCAUUUUAGGUUGUCUGUCAGCUAUCGGAGAUCUCAUCCGCCCGCCAUUCCCUGCGUGGUAGGCGGAGACGCACAGGAUCCUCAUGGCCCAGAUAUCUCCCUUCGCUGCUAUUCUAUAGUCUGAUGGAUGGAUGGAUGACUUUAGUUACUUAGCUCGCAGCUAC
Aspergillus pseudonomiae is the source of this 1266-nucleotide messenger RNA. RefSeq lists its product as uncharacterized. The coding region runs from base 141 to 854 and encodes 237 amino acids. The record is from RefSeq and is a predicted model, not a curated record. Lineage: Eukaryota; Fungi; Ascomycota; Eurotiomycetes; Eurotiales; Aspergillaceae. The transcript has a single exon.